AAAAUUACCGUGGAAGCUUUUUCCCUAAAUGUAACCCUGUAAGGAACGAAAGCGUAAGCUGAAUCCGCCACCUGAACAAUUUCAGUCACUCUCUUGUUUCUUUCGCACUCUCUCUUUCUCUUCUACCUAUACAUUCCGAAUCCACUACUCCAUUUUCCCUCCGAUUUCGAUCUAUUUCAACUUCUUCGUAUACAUAGAUUCGCAUUUUGAACCUGCUACACUUCAAUCGGAAACGGUAACCCUAUUAUGAUUCAGUAAUUUUCAAUUCUAGGGUUUACGUGUUUUCAACCUUCAAAUUAAGAACGUAGUUGAAGAAGAAGAUAACCCUAGUUUUAUUGAUUUUGAAAUUUUAUUUGAAUAUUAAUUAGGAAUGGCCUCUUAUAGGCCUUUCCCUCCUCCACCGCCGAGUCAAAACCCUAUCGCACAACCACCACAACCACCACUGCCUCCGAGAGGUGGUAAUAAUAAUUGGGGUGGUUACGGUUACGGUGCUGCUGGUGCUGCUGGUGGUGAUUCUUCUACUUCAUUCCCUCAAGUACCUCCUAAUUCAAAUUAUCAACAUCACCAUCAGCAUCAUCAUGCUCCUCCUCCCCCACCACCUUCAAAUUACUAUCCAUAUCCACCGCCACCACCUCCUCCGCCUGAUAAUUCAUAUCAGCCACCGCCACCACCGCCACCCGCACCUAUGUAUUAUCCUUCUAACAAUCAAUACAAUCAUCAACAACCACCACCUCCGCCACCUCCUUUAUCACCGGGUUCUUCCAUGCCACCUCCACCUCCUCCUCCUCCAACCUCCCCGCCUCCCCCUCCUCAUAACAAGGAUGAAAGAGCAAUCAAUAAAGGGUCGUCUGGCAGGCGCGACGGAGUUUCACAUAGACAGCAGCAAAAGCCUUCUCAUCCGCAUCCUCCAAGGAAGGUUGAGACGGAUGAAGAGAAGAGGAUGAGGAAGAAGAGGGAGUUUGAGAAACAAAGGCAAGAAGACAAACAUAGGCAGCAGAAGAAGUUGAAGGAAUCACAGAAUAGUGUUCUGCAGAAGACUCAGAUGGCGUCAUCUGGGGGGACUGGAAAGGUGCAUGGUUCUAUUGCGGGGUCUCGAAUGGGAGAGAGGAGAACUACUCCCUUGUUGAGCAGCGAGAGGGUUGAAAAUAGGUUGAAGAAGCCCACCACUUUUUUGUGUAAGCUCAGAUUUCGAAAUGAGCUUCCGGAUCCAACUGCACAACCCAAGUUAAUGGCAUUCAAGAAUGAUAAAGAUCAAUAUGCAAAAUAUACAAUCACGUCUCUGGAGAAAAUGUACAAACCCAAACUUUUUGUGGAGCCUGAUCUUGGGAUACCUCUGGACCUGCUUGAUCUCAGUGUUUACAAUCCUCCUAGUGUCCGCCCGCCUCUUGCUCCAGAAGAUGAAGAUUUAUUGCGAGAUGAUGAAGCUGUUACUCCUUUGAAAAAAGAUGGUAUUAAAAGAAAAGAGAGGCCUACUGAUAAAGGUGUUGCUUGGCUUGUUAAAACACAAUAUAUUUCUCCUUUAAGCAUGGAAUCGGCCAAACAGUCCUUGACUGAAAAACAAGCUAAGGAGCUGAGAGAGAGGAAGGGAGGGCGCAAUCUUUUGGAAAAUCUUAACAACAGGGAAAGACAAAUUAGGGAAAUUGAAGCAUCAUUUGAAGCAGCCAAGUCACGCCCUGUUCAUGCAACUAAAAAAGAUUUGUAUCCUGUUGAGUUCAUGCCAUUGUUGCCUGAUAUUGAUAGGUAUGAUGAUCAGUUUGUUCUUGCUGCAUUUGAUAAUGCUCCAACAGCUGAUUCAGAAAUGUACAGGAAGUUGGACAAAUCUGUUUGUGAUAUCUCUGAAUCCAGGGCAGUUAUGAAAAGUUAUGUUGCAACAAGCUCAGAUCCUGCAAAUCCUGAGAAAUUUUUGGCAUACAUGGUCCCAACACCAGGAGAGUUGUCAAAGGAUAUAUAUGAUGAAGAUGAAGAUGUCUCUUAUUCUUGGGUUCGCGAGUAUCAUUGGGAUGUUCGAGGCGACGAUGCACAUGAUCCCACAACAUUCGUAGUUGCAUUUAAUGAGUCAGAAGCUCGAUAUUUGCCUCUUCCAACUAAACUUGUUUUAAGAAAAAAGAGGGCCACAGAGGGAAGAUCAGGCGAUGAGGUUGAGCAAUUUCCAGCUCCCUCUAGAGUGACUGUGAGGAGAAGAUCAAACGUUGCUGCAAUUGAACGGAAAGAUUCUGGGGUUUAUGCAAGCUCAAAGGGCAAUUCGUCAAAGAGCCUAGAAAUGGAUGACGAUCUCGACGACGACGACCAUAGAGAUGCUGAGCACCAGGAUAAUUUCCAGUCUAGUGGAGCAGAAGAUGACAUGUCCGAUUGAUUCUUUGGCGCAGGUGUUGCUACAUUAAGCAAAUUUGUUCAAUGAAGUUGGUGGUUGGAUUGGCUGUGGAUAGCUGAAUUUGUAUGUGUUUCAAUGAAGGUUAAACAAUGACAAAUCUCAAUUUUUUAAUGACCAUUUUAACCUUAUGCAUAUACUUUCAGAUUGUAGGCAGCUGUUAAAUUAACAAAGAUUUUGUUUUCAAAUACGUUUAUAAUAGAAAAGUCGAGAAAUAAUGACAUUUCAAAGCA
This is a messenger RNA of Lathyrus oleraceus (garden pea), 2601 nucleotides long. RefSeq names its product protein PAF1 homolog. Gene Ontology annotation, cellular component: Cdc73/Paf1 complex. Lineage: Eukaryota; Viridiplantae; Streptophyta; Magnoliopsida; Fabales; Fabaceae. Gene Ontology annotation, biological process: transcription elongation by RNA polymerase II. The record is from RefSeq and is a predicted model, not a curated record. The coding region runs from base 371 to 2353 and encodes 660 amino acids. Gene Ontology annotation, molecular function: RNA polymerase II complex binding; chromatin binding. The transcript has 12 exons.